AUGGUAAACGAAGACAAGAAGACCAACAUCCUUCUCUUCGGCCUCGGCGCCAUAGGAUCCUUCUACGCCUUCAUCCUCUCCCGCAACCAGAACGUCUCACUCAGCGUCAUCGCCCGCUCAAACUACGAUGCAGUCAAGCAGAAUGGCCUCGAGAUCAAGAGUGCGAUCCACGGCGAGCACACUGUCAAGAUCGAUCACGUACUUCGCUCGCCCUCCGAAGCAAGCACAAAGUUCGACUACAUAGUCCUCGCCCACAAAUCCAUCAACCCGGGAUCCAUACCGCCACUUUUUCGGGAAGUGGGUGACGAUAGAACGACAUUCGUCAUAAUCCAAAACGGCGUAGGAAACGAAGAUCCCUUCCAUACCCUGUAUCCUAACAAUGCGAUCGUUUCCUGCGUGACCUGGACAGGUGCCGUACAGAAUUCUCCUGGUGUGAUAGAACACAAUUCCAACGAAGAUAUGCAAAUCGGACUCUGCCCCACUCCCACCUCGUCUUCUGAUCCAAGGCAGGCUCGACUGGACCGAUUCGCGGAGUUGUUGAGGAAUGGUGGGACGAAGUUUAAUUUUGAGGCUGAUGUACAGAUCAAGCGCUGGGAAAAGGUCGUAUGGAACGCAGCGUGGAACCCCUUAACGACGUUGACGGGAGCGCCGGUGCAAGAUUUCUUAAAUGCAACGCCUGAAGCGCUGGUUAUGACGAAGCAAUUGAUGCAGGAGGUGAUAUCAGUAGCACAGCGUUGCGGCGUCCCUCUCAAGGAAGGGUUAGCAGAGGAAUUGAUCGACAAGGUCAUGGCGAUGCAGACACCGAUCUUCAGCAGUAUGUACCAGGAUGCGAAGGAAGGGAGACCAUUGGAGGUGGAUGUUAUCUUGGGAACGCCGAUGAGGAGGGCGAAAGAGUUGGGGAUGGAGGACAAGGUGCCGGUUCUAAGGGCGAUAUAUGCGAUGACUAUGGCUGUGAAUGGGAGGUUGUCUAGGUGA
Messenger RNA from Fulvia fulva, 975 nucleotides. Its product is annotated as Oxidoreductase AFT12-1. The transcript has a single exon. Bases 1 to 975 code for a protein of 324 amino acids. Gene Ontology annotation, cellular component: cytoplasm. NCBI's taxonomy places the organism in Eukaryota, Fungi, Ascomycota, Dothideomycetes, Mycosphaerellales, Mycosphaerellaceae. Gene Ontology annotation, molecular function: 2-dehydropantoate 2-reductase activity. The record is from RefSeq and is a predicted model, not a curated record. Gene Ontology annotation, biological process: pantothenate biosynthetic process.